AUGUCUUCCCCAAAUCCCAGAGUCCGCCUUGUCUUUAUGGGCCAUAUUGGUCCUUCCCACACCUCUAGAGUUCUUAUUGGUUCUCCCCACACCUCCAGAGUUCAUUUUGGCCUUUUCCACACCUCUAGAGUUCCUAUUGACCCUUCCCACACCUCCAGAGUUCCUAUUGGCCCUUCCCACACCUCCAGAGUUCCUAUUGGCCCUUCCCACACCUCCAGAGUUCAUUUUGGCCUUUUCCACACCUCUAGAGUUCCUAUUGGCCUUUUCCACACCUCCAGAGUUCCUAUUGGCCCUUCCCACACCUCCAGAGUUCCUUGGUCUUUCCCACCUCCAGAGUUCCUAUUGGUCAGCACACCUCCAGAGUUCUUAUUGGAUCCCACACCUCCAGAGUUCCUAUUGGCCCUUUCCACCCCUACAGAUUUCUUAUUGGUUCUUCCCACACACCUCAAGUUCCCUAUUGGUCUUCCCACACCUCCAGAGUUCCUAUUGGCCCUUCCCACCCCUCCAGAUUUCUUAUUGGUUCUUCCCACACCUCCAGAGUUUCUAUUGGUCCUUCCCACGCCUCCAGAGUUCUUAUUGGUUCUUCCCACACCUCCAGAGUUCCUAUUGGUCCUUUCCACCCCUCCAGAGUUCCUAUUGGUCCUCCCCACACCUCCAGAGUUCUUAUUGGUUCUUCUCACACCUCCAGAGUUCCUAUUGGUUCUUCCCACCCCUCCAGAGUUCCUCCAGAGGUUCCAAUUGGUCCUUCCCUCACCUCCACCGUCUUGCUGGAUCUUCCCAUAUCUCACUAAGAUGUCCUUAAUAUUCCUACACAUAGUCCCAGUUGAGCUUCCCACGGCUUCGGGAGCCGCUCUGAAUCUCCUCUCGUCACUUAGAAUCCCCAGGGACCUUCUCACACCUUCUGGAGUCCCUGUAGCCCUUCACAAUGCGAGGACUCCUGUGAUAAUAUAUUAA
Messenger RNA from Homarus americanus (American lobster), 954 nucleotides. Its product is annotated as nuclear pore complex-interacting protein family member B12-like. NCBI's taxonomy places the organism in Eukaryota, Metazoa, Arthropoda, Malacostraca, Decapoda, Nephropidae. The transcript has a single exon. The coding region runs from base 1 to 954 and encodes 317 amino acids. The record is from RefSeq and is a predicted model, not a curated record.